Notolabrus celidotus (New Zealand spotty) is the source of this 1187-nucleotide messenger RNA. RefSeq lists its product as uncharacterized. Gene Ontology annotation, cellular component: membrane. Bases 70 to 678 code for a protein of 202 amino acids. Gene Ontology annotation, molecular function: signaling receptor activity. Gene Ontology annotation, biological process: adaptive immune response. NCBI's taxonomy places the organism in Eukaryota, Metazoa, Chordata, Actinopteri, Labriformes, Labridae. The transcript is spliced from 4 exons. The record is from RefSeq and is a predicted model, not a curated record.
GAAAUACAUGCACAUUUCCUACUGAAGUGUUAGUUUAAAAGUACAGUUUGUGUCAGAGACACUAUCAGGAUGUCUGCCAUCAGCUUGAAGCUCAUAACCUACCUUUGUCUCUGCGGCACAGCGUUAAGUGGCUCAGAUAGCAAUGGAGUAGUCUGGAGAAAUUUGGGGGAAUCUGUCACCAUCCAGUGCAGAUCACCCACCCCAGACCAGCACUACCUGUAUCUGAUUAAAGGUCUUGAGGAUUUUCAAGUGUUAUUCGGAGAAAAGAAAACAGGAACAUAUAAAAUAGAACAAAGUUUCACGAGCAGACUUCAGUGUGAUGGUGAUUUACCAAAUGUGGACAUUGUGAUUAAAAACUUGACCUCUGACGACAUUGGACCAUACUGGUGCGAGUACCAAAAGAUGGACUUUGAUUCCCCUCAACCCUCAAAACAGAGAGGCCAAGGGUCUGUAAUCGUGGUUGUGAGAGACACAGAACAUGAAGAGAAGUGUGAGCAAUGGCCUAGUAAGAAUCUGGUCCUGGUGUCUGUUGUGAUCUGUGCGGUUAUCCUGCUCGUUAUCCUCCUGGUCUUCUUCAUAUGGAUCGUCAAGACCAAGACUCUUGGAACCACUGUGAAACCACAGCGCGUCAGCAACAACGAUGUUUACGAGGACAUGCGAGGAACCAUCAGACGCUAACAAAGUCAUUGUGAAAGAAGCCAACCUGAAACUCCAUUUCUGCACUGACAAGGUGCAAGUGAUGCAUGUGAGCAAAGUAGCAAUUCUGCAUGUUCUCCGACUGUGUGUCUGUCAGCAGAAGACCCAGUGAAGAACCAGUGAAGAUCCUGAACUGCAAAAGGUACAACUUUAGAAAACCUGCACUGUCACUGAAUAGUUUGCCAUUACGUAUAAAAGGCAAAACACAACUUUAUAUCAGAAGAGUACACACGUGUCUCAGUUUGUUUGUCUUAUAGUGUCAAAAACUGGAACUUGACCCACCCGAGAUCCGGAUAUGUUUUUUUUUCAACGUCAAUAUUUGUCCAUAUUCAUGUUAAGUAUUUUCUUAUGAUUUUGUACAAAUUUCAUACAUUUUGAUCCAAUGAUGUCAUGUUUUACUUAUUUCGAGGGUUCAUGUAUAUGCAAUAAAAGAAAAAAAGGGUUCAUAACAACUGUAUUUAGUCUAAAUGAAUAAAUGUUUUUUGAAUGAG